Molecule: messenger RNA, 6363 nt
Organism: Gasterosteus aculeatus aculeatus (three-spined stickleback)
Lineage: Eukaryota; Metazoa; Chordata; Actinopteri; Perciformes; Gasterosteidae
Source: RefSeq, a predicted model, not a curated record
GAACAUUUGCUGUGGGCAUUCCUGAGAGCGGCUCUGGGCUGAGAAAAGAGACAGACAGACGGAGAGAGAGAGAGAGAGAGAGAGAAAUACACGCAGACCCCCCAACAUCACCUAGACCACGUGCUCCAUCCAGCACAACGAGGGGUGGAGGACGCACAAGUACAAGCGCGUCCAUGCGUGCCGAGCUUAACAAGACAGUAAACGCGCAUGCACACACACUGCGAAUCCAACAAUUGGAAUAAGAGUUUAUCUUGAGAACUCUUAAAAGAAGAACACAGCUUUGUUGCCAGCACGAAGACCGCCUAUGUGAGUACGCGGCAAGAAGAGCCAUGCAUCUCAACAGGGAAGAAGAUAACAACAAAGGGGAAGAGGAAUAAGCCCGGGGUGGAGGCUGCCAGCUCCCCAGAUUCUGUGAGAGGUCGAGGGGAAAAUAAAGCCAUCAAGUAGGUGUCAGGCAGGGUUUGGAUGCAAGCACAUGGAAAUUAUCUAUCAUGUGUCGAUGGUAUCGCAUUUUAACGCUAUUUCUGAUUUGAAAGCUAAUCUCGUAGCCCCCACCGGCCCAUGGCCUGAAAUGGUCCACCAUGGUAUGAUGCCCUGAAGACGCGUUAUGUGGAUGUACUUAUCAUCUAUCAAAGAGGUUUAAUUACACACUUUCUUUAGAAUGCAGUGGAGGAAAGUUACAGAAUUUAAGUUAACGCAAAAAUUUAAAUGCAGUAUAGUCAUACGAUAUUACGGAACACUAUGUAUUGUUCAGUUUAAAACAAAAUAUUAAAUUUCUAAAUUCAAAACAAAUGAAACUCUUAUUUUAACUAUUAAAAUUAGUAUUAUUAUUUAAUUAUCUUGCAUAGGUGUUUAAUUAGUUUGUACUGUAAUAUAAAAAAAGAAAAUAACCGUGAGAAUGUAUGUUGGUGUUAUUAAUAAUAAUUGAAUGACAUAUACAUCACUAAUUUCUUAUCAUUUUCCUUUCUAUUUCAUAUCCAAUGUGUGUUUUUUCAAUAAAAUGUUGUUUUGUUGUAUACUGACUUUUCUACCUCUUCUGUUUCAUUUGUUUCCGAAAGUGACAGAGUGAUAAAGCCUGCAGGUCAUUUUGUCUUUCUCCACAUUUAUAUUAUCAUCUAUUUACAUAGAAACUACAACUAUCCCCCUUUUAUCUUGUUGAACUACAGUAUAUGAUGACUGACCUUGUAGUUUAUGAGCAAUGUAUUAAGUACAAGUGUGAAAAGGCAACUGUUUUACAAUGUAACUUUAUACGCAUUGACAUGAUUACAUUGUUCUUAUCGAUCAGUACUCUCACCUUGACCUUUACAUUUAUGAAACAGAAGCCUAACAUAACUAUUUUUCCCUCAUUGCCUCAGUCAUCCAUCAUGUUUUUUUUACCCCUCUCCCUCUCUCCCUCUCUCUCCCUCUCUCUCUCUCCCUCUCUCCCCCUCACUCUCUCGCUAGCCACAAUGAUCUGGACAGAGACUUUUGGAAUAACAAUGACAGCAGCAACGUGCAACAGAGAUGGACUUCCUACCCGCCCAAGGAGUUCCUCUUAAACAUGUCUCCCUAUGCUCCCUACGGAGACCCUCGCCUCACGCCCAAGUGAGUCUCAGUCAUGGCUGUGGGGCCGUGGAUAAGGGUGGGCAGGGCGGCGCUGGACCCUCGCCGGGGGCCAGUGACAGCGGGGGUGGUGCUUGCUCUGGGGCCGGGCCCAGUCGCAGUGACAGCGUUCGAAGCAUGCUGAUGGGGGGCGGCAAGGCCGGGCGCUGGCAGACGGUCCAGAGCCACAUGCAGGCCGGAGGUCUACGUUUUGGCAAUUUUGGGGACGCUUCCCUCUCGUCUGCCUCCACCCUGGAGCACAUCCCGUCCUCGGCCGUGGCUCGCCCUCGGCCCUUGGUGCGGCAGCAGAGUCUUCAACAGCCCCUCACUCACCAGCCCCCGCCGGGCCCCAACGACCCCCCAGUCACCUCGCAGAGCCUGGGCCAGCUGCACACUGGUCCAGGCGGCGGGGGCCACCGCGGGGGCCCGCGAGGGGUCCGCGGGAGCCCGGCCGGAGCCUCCCGGCACAGAGGUGGAGGGGCCGGUCGAUCAAGGUCAAAUCCUGGCAGCUGGGAUCACAUGAUGGAGCAGAUCCGCCACAGAGGGCUGGACGUCAAGUCGUUCUUUGAGGGGAAGAUGGUUGUUCUGUCUCUAGCUAUCGGGAUGGCUGAACAGGAUGACUUUGCCAACCUGCCGGAUCUGCAGGAAGCGCCAGCAAGCAAAGAAAACGAAACCACACCAGAAAAGAGGACUGCGGGUAACAAACCAGGUAGCAGUCCCAGGGGCCAAACCCCCGACGAGGGCGGACGGCGCCACGAUGGCAACUCCUCUGUUUCUGACUUGGCCAACUCCGUCACCAGCGACAUGCACAUGUUAUCUCCAGGUUCGGAGGAAGACGACCAUGAGGGUCCGGUGUGUGAGAAGCUGGGUCGUGUUCAGUUCAGCGUUGGGUACAGUUUUCAGGACUCUACCCUCACUGUCAAAAUUCUCAAGGGACAGGAUUUGCCCGCUAAAGACUUUUCCGGCACAUCUGAUCCGUUUGUCAAACUCUACCUGCUGCCGGACAAGAAGCACAAGCUGGAGACCAAAGUCAAGAGGAAAAAUCUGAACCCCCACUGGAAUGAGACCUUCCUGUUUGAAGGGUUCCCCUACGAGAAGGUGGUCCAGAGGACUCUGUACCUGCAGGUUCUUGACUACGACCGUUUCAGCAGGAACGACCCCAUAGGAGAGGUGUCUGUCCCCCUCAACAAACUGGACCUGGCCAACAUGCAGACCUUCUGGAAGGAGCUCAAACCGUGUAGCGAUGGCAGCGGGAGUCGGGGGGAUCUGCUGGUGUCUCUGUGCUACAACCCCACAGCCAACACCAUCACUGUCAGCAUCAUCAAAGCCCGCAACCUCAAAGCCAUGGACAUUGGAGGCACUUCUGACCCUUACGUAAAAGUGUGGUUGAUGCACAAGGACAAGCGUGUGGAGAAGAAGAAGACGGUGGUGAUGAAGCGCUGCCUGGACCCUGUUUUCAACGAGUCCUUCCCCUUUGACGUGCCUGCACACGUGCUGAGGGAGACCACCAUCAUUAUCACCGUGAUGGACAAGGACAGACUCAGUCGCAAUGAUGUCAUUGGAAAGAUCUAUCUUUCAUGGAAGAGUGGCCCUGCAGAGGUAAAACACUGGAAAGACAUGAUGGGUCGUCCUCGUAACCCUGUGUCCCAGUGGCAUGCUCUUAAGGCCUGAGGGACCCAGCAACCAACCUGCCUGCAGAGUGCCCCCCCCCCCUCCACCUUUAGCACAUGUCGACCUACCCUGCAGUUUUGGGCUGCAGGCAAUGAGUUUCAUCUCUUUGUUCUCAGGCUUCUUUGAUAUCCCCCCUUAGCCCUUAUUUCCCCCUUGUUAAGUUAGAAUCGCCCCCCCUCAUCCGCGUCUCACCUCUUUUUUAGAACUUAAAAGAGUAUUUGAUGACUUCCCUCGGCUCGUCCUCCUGACUUCUCGUGUCGACCGCUCCCAGUGUUUAACAUCCGAGCAGCACCUCCUGCCACCCAUGAAUACAAACUACCAACCAAGAAUGGAUCAAAGUAAUAUUCCAGCCAUCAUACGUGGCGGCGAGACGGGUUUCAUUUAAACACGCAGCCGGAGCCGCGUGACUCAUUCGCCAGCUUCAUCUGGCGUCGCAGUGAGGAGUCUUCCACUCUGCUCCUCGCCCCUUUGUUCAAGUCUUCUCACUGUCACGACUCCUCCGUACCCGUCGAAUGCCUGAAAAACCAGGAAAACCUACACAGGCAACGGAAGAGCGACGACCCUAAUGAACGGGAACAAGACUCUUGUUACUCUGCUCAUGUUCUUAUCUUUUUUUAUUUUUCUCCUUCUCCCGUGGCGGGAACCCUUCGCUGUACGUGCGUCCUGUGGGUGAUGUGCUGUAACCCCAAUUUGAGUUCUUCAACAAAAAACAAAUAAGCAUAUGAACAUUUAUUGCAGGUCCGAUAGGGCAGGUGCGCCCCUCCCCCCUCACCCUCAUCACCCCCCCCCCAAAAAAGAACUUUUUCUUUAAAAAAUAAAUCCUGAUGGACAGAGAAAAAAAGAGUAAAGUAAUUAAUGUUGUGUUUUUUGUUUCACAAAAGAACUUAGAGUAUCAACUUGUUCUUCCAGACACUGAAAAUAAGCAAAAAGCCAGCUUCCAUAUGUGUUGAAGUGUGGGUUAAUGCGCGUGUGUGUGUGUGUGUGUGUGUGUGUGUGUGUGUGUGUGUGUGUGUGUGUGUGUGUGUGUGUGCGUGUGUGUGUGCGUGUGCGUGUGUGUGAAUGAAAGUGUUUUGGCCGUGAACAGCUGAACUAAGAUUCAACUAAGAUGUUUUUUAAAAUAGCCCUUGAUAGCAAUGAUAAUAAGGUAUUGUUAGAAUUUCUGAAGAUGAGGUAGCAACGGCCUGGGGAGGUCACCGAGGUUAAAGGGUCAGUCCACCCAAAACACAGACACACGUACAGCAUUUCCUAACAUAUCCUUAGUAGUUUUAAGCCAGGCGAAUAGGUUGAGAUGUAUAUUUGGGGUUUGAUGCCCUAAAAUCACAGCUGCCACCUCAAAGACAAAGAAGAUGAAUGAGGUUUCAUUAUAGCAUUUGAAAUAGCUUUUGCAACAGCUGUGAACGCUUUUUUCCCUACAAACAAUGCACUGGUUUAUCAGAUUAUCCAAAAACCGCAGUAUAAAUGGUUUAUGCUUUGAAAACAACUGACAACAACAUCUAUCCAUCAAUAAUUUAAACAUCAGGAAAAACGUCAUUGUAACUUUAGGUGCCAUGUUUUUUAACCACAUCACUUGAUACACUUAAUGCUGUAUGAUUUGGGUGAACUGAUCAUUUCUGUAUGCAGGCAAUAAAUUGCUUCUUUGGGGUAAGAGGCCGUGCUAUGUAUAAAUAAAAAAACGAACUAUCCGUACAUUAAACAUUAAAUUGCCGCUAAUCUUCUACAAAGCACUACAACGAUAUCGGACCUUAUUUUUAUUUGUUUUGCUUUUACCGAUGACAAGUCAGUCUUCCUGUGAAUGUGACCUCCCCAAUUCCCAUAGAGACAUUGAGGAAACAAGCGAGAGAGGGAAAAAAAAAUGUUUUUAAAAUGCACUGUUGGUUUUUGUCUCCUGGAUGUGUGUAUUUGUGUGAGUGUUAAUAUUUGAACUUUAGUUUGUGUCAUUUUAUUUACGGUCAGUCCCUCUGUGUGUAUAUAUAUCUGCACUGAGUUACAUUUUGCCAGGUUAAUACAGAACAACAUUGUUUACCGUUUUUAUUCUGUAUGACACAAACCAGUUGUAUAGAUAAAUGUUAUCACUUCUUUACAAAUCACUGCACUUGAUGACGAUGCUGGAACAAACCUCUCUUAAAGGGACUUUGGUUUGGGAGGGAGACAAAACUGCAAUUCAUGAGCUGAAAAGGGGAAGAAUAUCAACUUUAGAAGAGAUAAAAACCUGUUUUCUUGACCAUAAUUAAUCAUUAAUAGUUUAGACAGAAGCAGCUACCAACAUUUUGUCCCGUCUGUCCUUCUGAUCCAAGAAACGAAAGGUGGCACCAGCUGACGUCCCCCUCGAACACCCCCCACCCUCCCUCCCGAACCCCCCGUCGUGCACACAUGCUUUCUGGCACAAAGUGUUCUGUGUGUGCCUUAUAAACCCUGCCACACCUUGCUCCUCACCAUAUGCGCUCCCCCUCUCCGAGUGUCAGGGAGGGGGAAAAAAAGGUGAGACGGGAGAUAAUCAUCACCUCUUUGCAUCACUUUUAGCUACGUCUCAGGUCAGAGAGGAGCAUCAGAGUGUCCCAGAAAUAACCAGGAACAGGAGUCAUCUGUCUGUCCUGAUGGCCACGUGUGAGUAACAAGGCAUUAUUAUCCGUGCUACUGACAAAGCAUUACAUUCCAAAGGCGUAGUGAAAGUCACUUAAAUAAAUGCAACUUCAAUACUAUUGAAUAACAGUCAGGGUUUGGUAUAUUUUAGUUUUGUAAAAUCGAGCAACAUUUUGGAUGUCUACACUCUUCACUGGCCAAAUGCGGUUUACGGGCAUUCUCUGGGGGGACUGAUUCAGACAAAGAGAGGUUAACCAGCAACAUUUUAAUUGGUAUAAACUGUACAAAUGAUUGUGAAGUGUCCUGUAUGAAAAUAACGAAGAAAAAAAAAAUCAUCAGUAUUUACUGGGGUUGUUGAUAUCUGUCUGUCCUUGGUAUCACUCAGCCGCCUCUUUCACUCCCUUUUCUUUUGGUAGUUAAACAUCUGUGGUGUGCACAAUGUUGAAUAUCAACCAUUUAUUUUUUGAAAUGUGUACAGUGUAUAUAAAAAUAUAGAUGUGUACAUAAAACAAAGAUACUUCUGGUAUUGUC